CGGCCCCCCUCACCGCCCGGCAGCCGGUUCUCAGCCAGAAGGCUUUAGAACAAUGAGAAGGUCGCGUCCGUCACGGAGGGAUGUCAGCGCUGCCUUCCUGGGACUGGAGGACUGAAAAGGAGAAAGGACCAGGAUUAUUUGAUACAGGCUGCUUUUGACUACUGACACAAUCUGCUGUGCCCUGGUGGUGGUGGAAGAACAAGAGAGUCUCUCCUGCUUAGUUCUGUGGUAUCGUCACAGUGAGGUCACCAUGAAUGUGACAAGUUUGUUCUCCUUCACCAGCCCAGCAGUGAAGAGGCUGUUGGGAUGGACAGGGGAUGAAGAAGAAAAGUGGGCAGAGAAAGCUGUUGAUGCAUUAGUGAAAAAAUUGAAGAAGAAAAAAGGUGCUAUGGAGGAGUUGGAAAAAGCGUUAAGCUGUCCUGGUCAGCCCAGCAACUGUGUCACAAUUCCUCGUUCCUUGGACGGCAGGCUUCAGGUUUCGCACCGGAAAGGGCUACCGCAUGUAAUUUACUGUAGAGUGUGGCGCUGGCCGGACCUGCAGAGCCAUCACGAACUGAAACCACUGGAAUGCUGUGAGUUUCCCUUUGGUUCAAAACAGAAGGAGGUUUGCAUCAAUCCCUACCACUACAAGCGGGUAGAGAGUCCCGUCCUUCCUCCGGUGCUGGUUCCAAGGCACAGCGAGUACAACCCUCAGCACAGCCUCUUGGCCCAGUUCCGCAACCUGGGACAAAACGAGCCCCACAUGCCGCACAACGCUACUUUCCCAGACUCUUUUCAGCAACCCAAUAGUCACCCGUUCCCCCACUCGCCCAACAGCAGCUAUCCAAACUCGCCUGGAAGCAGCAGUAGCACCUACCCGCAUUCUCCAGCCAGCUCAGACCCGGGAAGUCCUUUCCAGAUGCCAGCUGAUACUCCCCCUCCUGCUUACCUGCCUCCAGAAGAUCAGAUGACACACGAUACCUCCCAGCCAAUGGAUACCAACAUGAUGGCACCUGCAAUUCCCCCUGACAUACACAGAGGAGAUGUUCAAGCAGUUGCUUACGAAGAGCCAAAGCAUUGGUGCUCCAUUGUCUACUAUGAGCUGAAUAAUCGCGUUGGGGAGGCGUUCCACGCUUCUUCCACCAGUGUCCUGGUGGAUGGCUUCACUGAUCCUUCAAACAACAAGAACAGAUUUUGCCUGGGGCUGCUCUCUAACGUUAACCGCAACUCCACCAUUGAGAACACUAGGCGGCAUAUUGGCAAAGGUGUUCAUCUCUAUUACGUUGGUGGGGAAGUGUAUGCUGAAUGUCUUAGUGACAGCAGUAUUUUUGUGCAAAGUCGGAACUGCAACUACCAUCAUGGGUUCCAUCCCACCACAGUCUGCAAAAUCCCCAGUGGCUGCAGUUUGAAGAUUUUCAAUAAUCAAGAGUUUGCUCAGCUUUUGGCUCAGUCAGUGAACCAUGGCUUUGAGACAGUGUAUGAGCUUACUAAGAUGUGCACUCUCCGUAUGAGUUUUGUAAAGGGUUGGGGAGCUGAAUAUCAUCGCCAAGAUGUAACAAGCACUCCAUGCUGGAUAGAGAUACAUCUUCAUGGUCCCCUUCAGUGGCUGGAUAAAGUACUUACUCAGAUGGGCUCUCCUCAUAAUCCUAUUUCUUCAGUGUCUUAAAAGAACAAUUGCGCAGCUGCUUAAUUUUUACCCGUGAAGAGGACAAAAUGAUUAAUUCCUGCAGUCUGAAGGCUGCAGCUCUAUGUAUUUCAAGACAAAAUUGUACAGAGUGCUCUUUAACUAUUGAGCAGUUUUAUACAGUUUAUGUAACAGAAGUAGGCUUUUAAUUUUGUAAGAGAAUCUUGUUUUGCCAAACCUAGUAACUGUUAAUUGUUUGGAGGACUUCAAAAUCCCUGUGUGGGUCUAUUUCAAACUUUUAAAAAAUAUAUAUUUUUAAUUUUUAUUUUUUUUUACUGCUUGGUUUAUUUUCUUCUCUUUGAUCUUUUAUAUUCACGUAAGCUGUAGUACUUUAAGUACCUUUAUUCCAAAACUAGUGGGUCCUCUUUACUGGAAAUUUUGAAUAAAACCUGUUGUUACUGCUUA
Molecule: messenger RNA, 2068 nt
Organism: Gymnogyps californianus (California condor)
Lineage: Eukaryota; Metazoa; Chordata; Aves; Accipitriformes; Cathartidae
Gene: SMAD1
Product: SMAD family member 1
Biological process (GO): anatomical structure morphogenesis; SMAD protein signal transduction; transforming growth factor beta receptor signaling pathway
Cellular component (GO): heteromeric SMAD protein complex
Molecular function (GO): DNA-binding transcription factor activity, RNA polymerase II-specific; RNA polymerase II cis-regulatory region sequence-specific DNA binding; I-SMAD binding
Source: RefSeq, a predicted model, not a curated record